Messenger RNA from Bemisia tabaci, 1770 nucleotides. RefSeq lists its product as uncharacterized. The record is from RefSeq and is a predicted model, not a curated record. NCBI's taxonomy places the organism in Eukaryota, Metazoa, Arthropoda, Insecta, Hemiptera, Aleyrodidae.
UCCUUGGCGCCUCAUCAGCGAGGAAGCACUCGUAUAAGACCAGUGAAAACAACGAGCUAUUUGGGCAUCGAAGCUGUGAACUUUGCGGCACGGUUGCCUUUCCGAAACGAGCUUUUUUUUUGUGACGAAAAUUCUCGGGUUUACUACAGCACUUUACAUUCGAUCCUCGGAGAGCAGAUCAACAAUUAGACGGCGCCCUUUCCUGAAGUCGACUUCGACGAGAAUAGCUGAGCAGACGAUGCCAUUGGCGAUGGGUUAAAUUGGUUCUUAAUUUUUUCGAAUAUUUGAAGGUGAAUUUUCGGAGUUCGUCCAGCUUGCUGCGUAAUUUUCAAAAUUGAAAGGAAAAAUUAUCAACUCGCAGAUCAGUCAUGAAUUAGAAAAGGAACAUCAACACACUUACAUUUUUUUGGUGUACUCAAGAACGGGCUUUUCUCUGCGGCAAAUAGAAUCAUUUGAAUAAAACUUCCUGUUCAACAUGAAAUCGUAAACAAGGAGAGAUACAGUAAACAGGUUCGUUUUAGAAUCAGUUGGUGAGAAUUUCUGAUUCUGAAUCGUAACAGAAUGUAUAAAAGUGAUGUCAGUAAAGAAAAGACGUCCUUCUAUAGUGUGACUUGAAAAAAAAGUAUGGUGCAAGGCUCCAAUAUGGGGGAAAUGAUAAAUUUGACAUUAAGAGCGCUACUAUUAUUCAUGGUGAAUGCUCACAGUUUCAGUUCAAGUACCGUCAGUUUAAAUGGCAGGACAGCUGGAAGGGACGGUAGCCAAGUCCCUAAGAGCGACGCCAAACACACAAGAUUCACCGCGUUGGAGCUUCAGUGCUUCGCAAAGGAGCAAGUCUCGUACGGAGACAGUUGCUACUCGCUGCUGGAACGUGGGCCUUGCAACAAGGGCGAGUGGCUGGUGCUAGACUUGGAGUCGGCGAUCCUCGAGGAGCCUCAAUUGACCGCAGUUUGCGCCGAAAAACAAUGCAACAACAACGACAUCUUCUGGCCGCAAGACGGAUUCUGCUACAACGUGACGGAAGGAGAAUCGUCUCUCUGUCCGGAACGGAACACCCUCCUACACGUCGAUCCUUUCGGGGAGGGCGUGUGCGACUGUAAACCGGACAAGCCCUACGUCCGUUGGUUCAGAUCCAGGGAGCGUCGAUCUUUCCAGUGUUUCGAGGUGUACACGCGAGGGCCGUGUCGACAAGGAUACGUCGUGGUGAAAAAAGGGGCGCAAGUGUCUUGCGAGGAGGACCCUUGUAGAGAUUUUCAAAAAGAGGGGGCCCAAUACGUGUUCUGGGAGGACGAUGGAGUGUGCUACAAGCUCGGAUCCAGAGGUCCGUGUCUCGGGAAAAACAAACUGAUGAUCGACCAGGAGACGAAAGCCCCCGCAUGCGCGUCGUCUUUCACCAACCCUCUCGUGUUGAUUGAGUUGCCGCCGAUCAACAAAAGCUGUAAAACUGACCACGCCGGGAACUGCGUCGAAGAGAUCAAGAUCUCCAACGUUGGUGAUAGGUUUACCAAGAAUUUGAUCCAGAUCGCAGACGAGAAGAAACGGAAACAGCUCUAGACAGAGGAUACAAACAUGACUCGCCUUCAAGUGUAUUCGGAAAUUGGUGUUGUUCCUCCAAAAAUGUCGCUCAUCCAAGAUUUCAACUCUGAAUCCUUUUCAUUCCACAUCAACCCGGUAACAACGACCGUUUAAAAGAAAACUUAAAAAUUCUGGGAAAAAAACUGUGAAAAAUUAUGUUUUUGGAGAUAUUUUUUUUUUUUUUAUUUUUUUUUUUAG